UCUACACACACAACAUCUCAAGGUAUUUUCAAAGCCCAUCUCCUUCUCCAAUGGCCUUUAUUCCUCAGUUCUAUUCAAACUACACAUUCCCUAUUGAUCUCACAGCUCUAGUGGUGCCUCCUCUCACUGACAAUUCCUCAGUUUUGGGCAAUCCAAUCAUGUGGGCUCAAGAUAACAGCUUCAGCACUCCUGUUCAUCAUAAUGGGGCACUUGAUUGUCAUCUUGUGGAUUCCAUGCCUUCUUCUGCUUGGCUGCCAUCUUUCUCAGAGCAAAAUGGGAGUGUUUCAGAAUACAAAGUGGGCUUCUAUGGUGCCAUUGCUGGGUUUCAGAAUUUUAGUGAUGGAUGCCACUCUCAAUUUGCUGAUUUUGAAGAGGAUAUUAAGCCACCUGCUUAUUCUAAUACUGCCACCGAAAACUGGGGACUUGAAGGUAAUCAAGCGCCAGCUGGUGAAGAACCUAACAUAAAGGUAGAAAGAUACUCAGAAGAAGAAAGGAAGGAAAGAAUUCUACGAUAUUUGAAGAAAAGAAAUCAAAGGAACUUUAACAAAACCAUCAAGUAUGCAUGUCGAAAAACCUUGGCUGAUCGGCGGGUAAGAGUUAGGGGAAGGUUUGCAAGAAACAAUGAACUCUCCGAGGAAGACAUGGCAAGGAAAAAGCAUGAGAAUAAUCACAAAGAGGACUUUUAUGGUGAUGAUUCAAUCCAGUUACAGUUACAGAAUGAUGAUGACGAUUGGCUGCAAGAGGCCAUGGACUCAAUAGAAAACCAUGUUCAGCAUAUAAAGUCAAUUCUUAUAUGCUAAUUUGUUCCUUUUGAUAAUCAAGCACGUAGAUGAAACUUUGAUUGCAUGGCGGUGUAACCAGUUCAUGGGCAUCUUUGCUAAGAGAAUUGGAUGACCCUAGUUUGACUGAGUACAUGUUGAUUGACACAUAUUAAGAUUCCAUAUGACAUUAUGUUUGAAUAGACAGAAAUAUUCCCAAAAAAAAACAUAGCUUAUGCCUCAAAAUUCAUGUAUUUAACUAGAUUGUGUCUAUUAUUGUAAUUACGUUAAUU
Molecule: messenger RNA, 1051 nt
Organism: Abrus precatorius (Indian licorice)
Lineage: Eukaryota; Viridiplantae; Streptophyta; Magnoliopsida; Fabales; Fabaceae
Exons: 5
Coding region: 51-800 (249 amino acids)
Biological process (GO): regulation of flower development
Cellular component (GO): nucleus
Molecular function (GO): protein binding
Source: RefSeq, a predicted model, not a curated record